AUGGCCUCAUCAACGCCCAUGAAGGUGGUGGACAUCCACACCCACAUGUACCCCCCGUCAUACAUCAAGAUUCUCGAAUCUCGAACCACCAUUCCCGUCGUGCGAAGCUUCCCGCAAACUCCGGAUCCGCGCCUCAUCCUCCUUGCCUCGGAGGAGCAGGCUCUCGAUGAAGCCACCAAAGACCCCUCGGCGAAGCCUCCCGGCCGGCCUCUGACCUCGCACUAUGCCUCCCUUAACCAAAAGGUGCACUUCAUGGACACGCACAAGAUCGACAUCUCGGUCGUCUCCCUGGCGAACCCGUGGCUCGACUUCAUCGAUGCUUCCGAGUCCGGCGCCAUGGCCAAGGGCGUCAACGAGGAGUUCGACGGCAUGUGCGCCGCACACCCGGGCCGUCUCUUCUUCUUCGCCGCUCUGCCGCUGACUGCGCCGCUCGAGACCAUCCUCGACGCCAUCAACCACGUCAAGGCACUCAAGUACUGUCGCGGCAUCAUUCUCGGCACGUCGGGCCUGGGCAAGGGUCUCGACGACCCGGAUCUGCUGCCCAUUUUCAAGGCCAUUGCCGCUGCCCACCUGACCGUCUUCCUGCACCCGCAUUAUGGAUUGCCCAACGAUGUCUGGGGGCCCAGAGCGAGCAAGGAGUACGGCCACGUGCUGCCUCUAGCGCUGGGUUUCCCGAUGGAGACCACUAUUGCCGUCGCACGCAUGUACUUGGCCGGCGUCUUCGAUGCGGUGCCUGAACUGCGCAUGCUUCUAGCACACAGCGGUGGCACGCUGCCCUUCCUUGCCGGACGCAUCGAAAGCUGCAUUAUGCACGACGGACAGUUGGUGCGCGAGGGCAAGGUAGGCAAGGGCCGCAGAACGGUGUGGGAUGUGCUCAAGGAGCAGAUCUACCUCGACGCCGUCAUCUACUCUGAAGUCGGGUUGAAGGCGGCCAUUGAUGCGAGUGGAGCGGACAGGCUCAUGUUCGGCACGGAUCACCCCUUCUUCCCGCCAUUGACCACCGAUGAACAGGGUGAGUGGGAGAGUGUGAGCAUGAACGCCGAUGCGGUGGCUGCGGCGGUGGGCGAGGGGAGUGACCAGGCGAAGGCCAUCAUGGGCGGCAAUGCGAUCGAAGUUUUGAAUCUGAAGGUGGAUUGA
Messenger RNA from Colletotrichum spaethianum, 1137 nucleotides. RefSeq names its product 2-amino-3-carboxymuconate-6-semialdehyde decarboxylase. Bases 1 to 1137 code for a protein of 378 amino acids. The record is from RefSeq and is a predicted model, not a curated record. Gene Ontology annotation, biological process: secondary metabolic process. The transcript has a single exon. Lineage: Eukaryota; Fungi; Ascomycota; Sordariomycetes; Glomerellales; Glomerellaceae. Gene Ontology annotation, molecular function: hydrolase activity; carboxy-lyase activity. Gene Ontology annotation, cellular component: cytoplasm; cytosol.